GAAAGUGGGGCGGAGGCUGUCCUCUCCCUGCCUCUUCCUGCCUUCUUGCCUCUCACAGGACAACAACCUUUUAUAUAGAGUAGCGUUUAGGUUUUAGCAGACAGGCUCGUUAGACAGCGUCCAGUGUCAGUGACACAGUGAGAUGCCAAGAAGGUCGCGUUUCACCCACAGAGCGUGUCGUGGCUUUUGCGCUGGUUUUUGAGGAGCAUCACUGUGGUACUUGUGUCCAUCAACGUUAACGUUAGCCGCUUCGGGAGGUGAGAAAAGUCAGUGUCAUGACUGGAGCUGAGACUGAGGAUGAUAUUCCAUUAGGCGAAAGGAAGACUGUCACAGAUUUCUGCUAUCUUCUGGACAAGUCCAAACAACUCUUCAAUGGGCUAAGAGACCUUCCUCAGUAUGGACACAAGCAGUGGCAGUCCUACUUUGGACGGACAUUUGAUGUCUACACUAAGCUGUGGAAAUUCCAGCAGCAGCACAGGCAGGUUCUGGACAGUCGGUAUGGCUUGAAGAGAUGGCAGAUUGGGGAAGUUGCAUCCAAAAUUGGACAGCUUUAUUACCACUACUACCUUCGUACCUCAGAAACAAGUUACCUGAAUGAGGCUUUUUCAUUCUACUCAGCCAUCCGUCAGCGCUCCUAUUACUUUCAGGUCAACAAAGAGGACAGGCCAGAAUUAGUAGUGAAGAAGCUUCGAUAUUAUGCUCGCUACAUUGUCGUCUGUCUACUGCUGAACAAGCUGGAUCUAGUCAAAGUUUUGGUGAAGGAGUUAUCCGAGGAAAUCGAAGAUUACACACAGCGAUUCAACACAGAGGACCAAUUGGAAUGGAACCUGGUUCUGCAGGAAGUGGCAGCUUUUGUAGAGGCAGAUCCAGUGGUGGUUCUGAAUGACAACAGUUCUGUUGUCGUCACCAGCAAUCGGCUGCAGGAGGGAAGUGUGCCUCCACUGGAACAAGGCAUGGUGGUUGGGCAGCUCGUCCUCGCAGAUGCACUAAUCAUCGGCAACUGUAACAACCAGGUGAAAUUCAGUGAAUUAACCAUCGAUAUGUUCCGUAUGCUUCAAGCUUUGGAGAGGGAACCUGUAAACCUGGCCACACAGACCUCGAAACAAGGAACGCUGGAACCCAACGAGAAGCCAGCCAAAAGAGAAAACCCUCACAAGUAUUUGCUGUACAAGCCAACAUUCAGCCAGCUUUUUACUUUCUUGUCUGCCUCUUUUAAGGAAUUGCCUGCCAACAGCGUUCUGCUUGUCUACCUGUCAGCUACUGGGGUCUUCCCUACUGGGAAUUCAGAUUAUGAAGGGCCUUAUGAUUUUGGAGGAGUUCUCACAAAUACAAAUCGAGAUGUGGUGAACGGAGAGACGGUGCAGAAGAGGAAUCAGGCCCAGAAAGAAAUGCACUGCCUUCAUCCAGGGGACUUAUUCCCUUUCACCCGGAAGCCACUUUUUGUCAUUGUGGAUUCUUCUAACAGCACAGCCUACAAGAAUUUCACAAAUCUGUUUGGCCAGCCUCUGGUGUGCCUACUAUCACCUACAGUAUAUCCCAAGAGUGUACAAGAUCAGUCUCAGCGUGGGAGUCUCUUCACUCUGUUCCUUUACAGCCCACUCUUGGCUUUCUCCUCUGUGUGCGGCUUAAACAGCGUGCGACGAGGACUGUGGGAGAGGGCUCAAGAAUUUCUUCGCAAAGUCUACCGUGACAUUGGGCAGAUGAUAACUCGAUCACGGACCAUAGAUCAAGCCUUUUUACAAUUCUUUGGUGACGAGUUCCUCCGGCUGCUGCUGAUCCGCUUUGUGUUCUGCUCAGCUGCACUGAGACUACACAAACUCUUCCGGGAGUCCCGGAGUUUCCCAGAGUCGUACCCUGAGCUCCCCAAACAGGACACGGUGGAGAGCAGCCUUCUACAGAAGCAGAUUUUGGAGCUGGCGACCAUGCUCGACGUGCAGAGCCUAUUUUGGGAGGAUUCACUGGAAGCCUACUAACAUCUUCGCACAGGGCGAAAUGGCAUACAUGUAUAUACAGACUCCACUGCCAGAGCCCUCACCGUUGUCUUUGUUUUAUUUUUCUUUUACAGGUAAUGAAUUAACUGAUUCAGCACACACACAUAUUCAUGUCCUGCAUUUAACUGUUACUUGUGGAUGCAGAUGUAGUGCAACAUUAAAAUGUUUACAUAGAUAAGCCAGAGAAUUUAAUACAGUGUAAAUUCUCCAUUUUGAGUCUCGGCGGCUUGCUUCGUAAAAAUAAGCAUCACAUAAGAGUAAACGGGCGAGAAAGACACUGCAAAUAACUUUUCAACUCACCAUUCCCCAUCCAAACCGCAGCCUCUGACGUUAUUCCUCAUGUCAGAUAAUUGUAAAGAAGUUGGCCGGCUUGAUUUAGUGUUUUUUUUUAUAAAAUGUAUCAUUGUUUCAUUAGCGAAGGUUUGUAAGCCUGAUGAUAGAGAAAAGUCCUGGUGUGACUUUAUUUGUCUGUACCAAGGCAGAGCAGGGCGGUACAGAGCGAGAACACAGUGCUAAACAAAACAUGAGUAAAUAUUAAAAACAACUAUGAUGUUAGCACAUUAUUCACACACUAGGUUAGAAUUUGAAAGAUUUCACCAAAAAUGUUGUUCUUGGUCUAGAUUUUUAUAUUUUCCAAACAGUUGAACUUGUAGCAGGCUGAGGUGCAUGAGGUUCUGUUGCGUGUUGUCGGCCCUCAUUAGUUAAAGACAUCACACCCCUUCAUGUCAUUAAUCAGCAGUCCUUUUAAUACCUUUAAUCAUUCAUUGUUUCAGGCUUAUGCGCUUUGAAAGUUACCUUUAUUCCUUCCUCAUCUCACUGGGCUAUACUUGCAUGCAAAGGCAAAGGAAUGCGUCCAUUUUGUUCUUAUAUCCACAAAGAAUGGCCUCCAUCUUUUAGAGUUAUAAAAUGGUUUGUAGAUUUUAAAAUGGCAUGGGGUAGGGAAGUAAAUUGAGCCAGUGCAUGUGUUGCAUGGGCCUGUAGAUUUAUAGUUGACCCAACAAAUGAAGACAAUCUAGGUUGAAAACGGAGGAGUUGACUUUGUGAAAAGGUAACGUGGUAUGCAUACUAUUGUUUUUUUUCACCAACAACAUUCACCAUUCCAUUUAUUGCUUAACUGACACAUCAGUAACCUUAAUGGUCAUGGCCUCAUGUGACCUGCCUACCUGUACAGCCUCAUUGGAAUAUCAUUGGUUUGCUUCUUUGUAAACUACUUUCCGGACUUGUCUUACUUACCUAUCCCUAGUGAGGUCCAGGUUAUGCUUUCAAAGACCUAGUUUGCAUGACGUUUCAUCCAACCAUGUGAGAAGGCGUUAAGUGUUAUGAACGGCCGCAGUUGGAGGCAAAGUGAAAAGCCAGCCGUCCGUAGCUGUUUGCUUCAACAGAACGGAUGGUCAUACUGUCUGCUUCAAACAGUCAGAGACUUUUUAGGCCAUCAUCUAGUGGUUAAUAGAGGAAAUGCUGCUUAAUGCUUUCCAGCAUCAUCAGUCAUGGUGGUUACUGCCUGCAAGCAAGACCUUGAUUAUAGACCACAGGAAGUAUCAUGUCCAAACUGAUCCUGUUACUGGCCUUAAACCAGGUAGCCUGUUCUUGUGACUGAAGCACAGUUAUGCUAAGGCGCAUCGCAUUCAAUCAUGAUGGCCCAGGACCUUUAUCAUCAUUCAUCUCUCUGUCUCGCCGUUGUUUCUGUCCACUUUCACCCAACACCCAAAAAAUCAAAGAUCUGUCAGAUUACAGUUGAUUUUAUCUUAAUUUUUAGGAUAGCAUGUGCGCUGUCCUAGCUAGCACUUCAGGAGACAUAGUCUAAGUACUUUUUCAGUCACUUCAGAUAUCAUUUCUAUUUCAGUUUUGCCCAGCAGUAGAAAGUAGCAUUUCAUUAGACAUCAGUCUGCCCGACUGGUGCCAGAAUGAAAUCCCCCAUGCAGUCUCAGCUGAUACCAGAAUUAGGAGCCCAGAGACCUAGUCGGUGGAGAAAAGGUGUGCUUGUUGACUUCAGUGGUCAUGGGAACACCAGAAGAAUUUCCACUAUCAACAUACACAAACAAUGGUGUUUAUAUAACAUUUAAACAAUAUAUGAUGUUGUGCAUGGUUCCCAGACUAUGAAUAGUAAUGACCUUACUAUUCUGAUUCUAUUCUGUUCUAAUACUUAUGACCUCCUUUGACCUUUAGUGCCAUUCCUAGGCCAAAUUGUUAGAUUGCACACAAGAUGUCUCAUAAUCUAAUUGGCAGAUUGCCAUUAAGUUUUCACUAGUGUAAAGGAUAAGGUUGUCGUCGUUUUUUUUAUUGGUAUUGUUAUAAGACCAAAGACCAAAAGCGACAGUGUGUUAGUCCAUCUUCCACUGAAGACACUAAUCUUUAAAAACAAUGUAUAGUUUUAUUUUUUUUUUAAAGGCUCCGUAAUUUCCUGUAACAGCCGCUCACUGUAGUUUUUAUCAAACAAGUCUACAUGUGGUGCUCUAGUGAGUAUUUGGGGCAGCAGGACGGUGUAUGUGGGACUGAGUCAGAAUAAUCUACAGUGUGUGUUCAUGGUGAUGAAGGAACAGGUGACCCAGUGCAGCAGUGAGGCUCCCUGAUGGGUGUUAAUAGUUUGACAAUGGAGCUCUAUGGCUCAGAGGAAGAAGAUAUUUCAGGCUGUGAUACACACACACAGGACUUUAAUACACAGUUGGUAGAUAAUUCAGUUUGGAUUGGAACUUUUCACAGGAUUUGUGGAUAAUUUAAAAAUAUAUAAUAUCACCACCCUUAUCAUUGAAAUGGGAAAAGGGUCUUAGAAUAGCUAAAAGCAAAAUAAAAAUUUUUGGACCGUAUUAUGUUUUGAAUAAUGCUCCACAUCUUAACAUUCCCCAACGUAGAAACAAGCUGAAGGCAGGUAUGAAAAGCCCCAGUGUUUACCAGGUGGCCCUGGCAGGGGGAGACACUGCACAGGCUAUUGUAGUGAUGCUGAAAACCGUGAACUGGCUUUGACCAAAAUGUUCAAAUAAACAUUAAUGCAGGAAGUAGCCAAGACGGCUUGUAGGAAUUAAGAUUUUUGAAUUGACACAAAUGAAAACUAUUUUUAGCCGUUAUUAUAUUUAUUGACAUUAUUUGAGUGUGUACAUAUCAUGUAAAAGGAUGUUUUGGCACAGAUGUGUGUGUUCAGUAUUUAGUAAGUCUAUAAAAUGUGUAAUGAAAUAUGAAGUUGAAAUGAAGGAGCGAAAUGUUCACGAGGCCAGUUUGUUCUUUGGCCAUUUUUCUAAAAAUAUUACAUUCCAACUUUCAAGGACUUGAAGAGAGGCAGAGGAACACUACCGCUGUUUUCUCCAUUUUCCAUUUGUCUGGGAAAAUGAGCUGUUUAUACAUUUUCUUUCCAUUUUCAUUGUAAUAUCAACCUCCAUGUUCCGUUGUGUUGACAGUAAUGACGAUUAAGAUAUUGUAGGCUUGCACUUUAUGAAGUGUAAACUUGUUAUGAUCUUGUGUGUUGUGCUUUAGGGGAAAAAAGAGAAAACUUCUGUGUGAUUGUUCUUCAUGCCAGCCCGUCACACCAGUGACCUUCUUUUUUUACAAAGAAUAAACGUGUGAGUCAGUGAUUUCAAACAUUUUCCUACAGGAACUUUUCAUCUGCUCACACUUUUUUAAACAGCUUCCGCCUGAAAUGUGUGAAACAUGUUUCUGAAAAGUGUUGAAAAGGCAGCAAUAACAUGUUUGAAAGAAUUUGAAAUCCUUGUUUUAUAGCCAGUGGUGCUCUAAAACUAUGCUGUCGGUGGGGAUUGCAAUGCCAUUCAUGAUUUUUUUUACUUUGCAAAGGAAUAUUAACAACUAAAAAAAACAAAACAAAACAAAAACUUUGACAUGUAUGGACAUCAAUCAGGAUAGAAGAAGUGAAGAAAUGUAUUUGUUUAAAUUGUCAAAUAUUGCAUGUUGACAAGUUUGUAUGUUCAUGUUUAUAUGUUUAUAACAUGUUAUUGUAUGGUGUGUUCCCUGAACUCAAAACCCAUGAAAACAGAAAAUAUUGUGGCCUAAUGGCACAAAAAGCAUUAUUUAAUGGAAAAUAACCCCAAACAGUGAAGUGACUGAUCAUAAUUAUAACUAUAAAAAGAAACAAAUAAACGAGAUAACGUUAGCUUCUGUUAUGACCGUUUGCUGUAGUGAUGUCGUCUGUGCUUCAUAUUUUAAAAGAGGACCAUGAACACAACCAAUUAUUUCAUUAUGUAGCACCAGUGCGAUCAUUAGCGCAGAUACAAAUUUGAAUUUGCUUGUGCUCCUGCACAGAUUAACCAGGAUUAUGCAUUGUAUGAGUGUGUGUGAAUAUUUAUUUUUAUUUCAUGUUUCCAAUUCCACUUCAGCUACCCAGCAGCAUGUGGGGCAUGGUGUAAUAGCAUACAUUGAUUGUGCAUGAUGAAAACGGCAUUUCCUGCUUCACAUAAUUUGCUGAGUGUCAAGAGUAUUGUUACAGGGCCACCAGAGUCCUGGAAGCUGAUCAACUCUUUUUAGCACAAAUUCUUAGCGAUAAAUCUUGUGUGCACGGGUGGAAACAAUACCACUUAGACAAGAUAUUAAGAAGGUAUUAAUUUGUGCAAACAAGAUACAAACUUUACUUACCAGGUAAUUUCUAUAAACAAGAUAUUUAUUUGUAUAAACAACGUAACUUGUAUAAACAAGGACAUUAAUUUGUGAGAUAGUAAUGAGAUAUCAACACGAUAUUAACUUGUGCAAACAAAAUGUUCUUUUGUGAGAACAAGAUAAUGUGUGCUAAUAACUUGUGCACACAUUCUCUUUUUGAUGGUGUGUUUGAAGCGACUCUCAGAUUGGUGGCUGAUCUACAGCAUCAUACAGAGUACAAACUAUUGUCAUAUGGGAUUAUAAAGCCUUAUGCAAGAUCAACGACCCCAAGAUAAAAUCCCACUCAAGCAGCACAAGGCUUUCCUCUGCCACUGCUGUCAUUGCCUUUUAGUUAUAAUAAAAUAGUUAAACUGUUGAGUGAUAGAAGUUUCAUUCUGAUUAAAAGCCUAAAAAGAUUAAAAUAUACCUAUGUUUGCAUUCCUGGACCCAAAUUAGAGUUAUCUUUUUUUUAUUCUCAUGCUUACCUGUUCAAACUUAGAGAAACAUAGAUGAUGUGAGAACUUUCAAGUUGUUUCCAGCAGUUAGUGAAGUUUCCUAGCAGAAAAUGGCUCAGCCGAGACACAUAAUCAGUAAUGAUCGGAUUGCUGUCACAAUCCUACUGAGUUGUUUCGUGGUUUCUUUUCUAAAGCAAGCUCUAUGCACUUUUGUCCAACAUUGAUAUUGAGAAAGUGCAUAGAAGAAGUAGAGAAACCCACACCGACCUGACAGAGAAGAUCGUCCGCUGGUGAGACCAAAUCAGUGUUCACCCUGCAUAACUAGUACAGUAUUAGAAUCUACCAGAGCACAAGAAAUACUUGUUUUUCACAUGAACGCACAAGCACAAAAGCCACUGCUCCAUAUAAUGGACCCACAUCUAUGGAGAAGCAUGCGGACGUUUCUUUGGAACACAUUGCAAAUAACUGCCGACUGAUCAAUCCUGUUUUCUCCCCCAGAUAUGCAGGGGUCAUUUCUACCUUUUUAUACGUGUGUCCGAAUGUCCAAAAGAUGGGUGCAGCCUUCCUUUAUAGCAACAUGUGUGACUUGCUUGUUGUGAUUUUCAGUCGGUGUCAAACUGUCAAAUGUAUUUUCAAAAUUUCAGUUUAAGAAAAUGCACUGUAAGCAGCAUGUUUGUUUAGAAUAGAACGUGCCAAAGACUGGUGUACUUUCAAUGAUUGAGAUCUGUGACUGUAUCAGAGGGGUUUUUCUGUGUUGCCAGAGGGAGCCAAUAAAGAAAAAGAAAAUGUGGCUUCAUAAAA
Messenger RNA from Micropterus salmoides (largemouth bass), 7822 nucleotides. It is a transcript of the gene scai, whose product is annotated as suppressor of cancer cell invasion. The transcript has 17 exons. The record is from RefSeq and is a predicted model, not a curated record. NCBI's taxonomy places the organism in Eukaryota, Metazoa, Chordata, Actinopteri, Centrarchiformes, Centrarchidae. Gene Ontology annotation, cellular component: nucleus. Gene Ontology annotation, molecular function: transcription corepressor activity. Gene Ontology annotation, biological process: DNA-templated transcription. Bases 276 to 1973 code for a protein of 565 amino acids.